Molecule: messenger RNA, 249 nt
Organism: Paramecium tetraurelia
Lineage: Eukaryota; Ciliophora; Oligohymenophorea; Peniculida; Parameciidae
Exons: 4
Source: RefSeq, a predicted model, not a curated record
AUGGCAACUGAUGGAAAUUAGGCAUAAGAUACUAUGCUGAGAGGAGUGAUACAUAAUUUAUAGCAGAACAAUUUUUUAGAUGAUCCAUACUGCCCUAAUGAAUAAGUCAUUGAUAAUCAAUAUGAAUAUUACAAUUAGGAUUACUUAGAUCCUUCAUCAUUAUCAAUGGAUGGCAAAUUAAAGGAAGAGUCUUAUCGAAAAGUUCAAAAAGAAAAUUAUCAACAUAGUAUCUCAGCUAGUUAAUUUUGA